Molecule: messenger RNA, 534 nt
Organism: Prorocentrum cordatum
Lineage: Eukaryota; Dinophyceae; Prorocentrales; Prorocentraceae
Source: the annotation of a GenBank genome assembly
AUGGGAGGGCGUGGAGACGUCGGAGUGUUGCUGGAGGUGCCUGGGCCGGCGGAGGCGGGCCCGUGCGAGGACGACAACACGGAGGAGCAGACGGAGGACGAGGACCCCGAGGAGGAGGGUAACAGGGAGGGCGGCGUCGAAGCGGAGUCCAGGAGCAACGAGUGCGAACCCCCCUCGGACGGCAGCUCCGAUGGCUACGGGGAGUCGGGGGAGUGCGUGGACGAGGGCAUGGAUCGGGAAGACGUCUCGUCGGAAGGCGGCCUGGAGGACGAAGACUUCGAGUCGGAGGCGGCCUGGAGGACGAAGACUUCGAGUCGGAGGUCGAGGGCAGCGACGGCGCGGAGCUGGACGAGCCUGCCCACCGAGAUCGGAACGGAACGCCGAGGCCACGCCGCCGCAAGUGCAGACGCUCGCCCGGUGGCGGCCUUUAUGAUGAGGCGGCGUUCGUGGAGCACUUCGGGGGGAGCUUCGGCCGCCACGCAUGGGAGGAGUACGCCGCCGAGGGCGGCCGCGCCGCGCUGGAUACGCCCCUGA